CCCGAGAGGCUCCGGGGGGGGUUUGAACUGGCCAAUGGGCGAGCUGCCGACCGGUUGUCGGAAAAGGAGGCGGAAGCGGGGAGGAGCCGCCGCGGGAGCCGGACUGCAUCCGCCGCGGCGUCUCCAUGGCACGACCCUGGCCUCCGACUUCAACGACUUCAUAAGGAGACGGUUCUGGGCGCAGCCGUGCCGCUCUUGGUUUCCAUCGUGUGGGAAGAACGGAGUAACGAGUCUCACACAGAAAAAAGUCUUGAGAACACCUUGUGGCGCACCCAGUGUAACUGUGACGAAAUCUCAUAAGCGCGGAAUGAAAGGGGACACCGUGAAUGUACGGCGGAGUGUCCGGGUGAAAACCAAGGUACCUUGGAUGCCCCCUGGAAAAUCAUCUGCCCGGCAUGUGGGAUGCAAGUGGGAGAAUCCACCUCAUUGCCUGGAGAUCACACCACCAUCUUCAGAAAAGCUGGUCUCGGUGAUGCGAUUAAGUGACCUUUCUACAGAAGACGACGACUCAGGUCACUGUAAAAUGAACCGUUACGAUAAGAAGAUUGACAGUCUAAUGAACGCGGUCGGUUGUCUCAAAUCUGAGGUCAAGAUGCAGAAAGGUGAACGCCAAAUGGCCAAAAGGUUCCUGGAGGAGAGGAAAGAAGAACUGGAGGAGGUAGCACACGAGCUUGCAGAGACGGAGCAUGAGAACACGGUGCUCAGACACAACAUUGAGCGCAUCAAGGAGGAGAAGGACUUCACCAUGCUUCAAAAGAAACACCUCCAGCAAGAGAAGGAAUGCCUCAUGUCCAAACUGGUGGAGGCUGAAAUGGAUGGAGCAGCUGCUGCCAAGCAAGUCAUGGCCUUGAAGGAUACCAUCGGGAAGCUGAAAACCGAGAAACAGAUGACUUGCACCGACAUCAACACCUUAACGAGGCAGAAGGAACUUCUCCUGCAGAAGCUGAGUACCUUUGAGGAGACCAACCGCACCCUCCGAGAUCUGUUGAGGGAACAGCACUGCAAAGAGGAUUCCGAGAGACUAAUGGAGCAACAAGGUGCAUUACUGAAACGUCUGGCAGAGGCGGACACAGAGAAAGCGCGCCUGCUGUUACUGCUGCAAGACAAGGACAAGGAGGUGGAAGAGCUCCUCCAGGAGAUACAAUGUGAGAAGGCUCAAGCAAAGACAGCGUCUGAGCUUUCCAAGUCCAUGGAAUCCAUGCGGGGGCAUUUGCAGGCACAACUUCGCUGCAAAGAGGCUGAGAACAGUCGCCUGUGCAUGCAGAUCAAGAACUUAGAGCGCAGUGGGAACCAGCACAAGGCAGAAGUAGAGGCCAUCAUGGAGCAGCUAAAGGAACUGAAGCAGAAGGGAGACCGAGACAAAGAGACCCUGAAGAAGGCCAUCCGAGCUCAGAAGGAGCGAGCUGAGAAGAGUGAGGAGUAUGCUGAGCAGCUACAUGUGCAACUAGCUGACAAGGACCUUUAUGUUGCUGAAGCUUUAUCUACUCUGGAGUCAUGGAGGAGCCGUUACAACCAGGUUGUGAAGGACAAAGGAGAUCUUGAGUUGGAGAUUAUCGUCUUAAACGACCGGGUGACAGACCUUGUAAACCAACAACAAAGCUUGGAGGAGAAGAUGCGGGAAGACCGGGACAGCUUGGUAGAAAGACUGCACCGGCAGACUGCUGAGUAUUCUGCAUUCAAGCUAGAGAACGAGAGGCUCAAGGCUAGCUUUGCCCCUAUGGAGGACAAGCUCAACCAGGCUCACUUGGAGGUCCAGCAGCUGAAGGCGUCAGUGAAGAACUACGAGGGGAUGAUCGACAACUAUAAGAGCCAGGUGAUGAAAACAAGAUUGGAGGCUGAUGAAGUGGCUGCGCAGCUAGAGCGCUGCGACAAAGAGAACAAGAUGCUUAAAGACGAGAUGAACAAAGAGAUCGAGGCGGCCCGUCGGCAGUUCCAGUCACAGCUGGCUGACCUACAACAGCUGCCUGACAUCCUCAAGAUCACGGAGGCCAAGCUGGCUGAGUGCCAAGACCAGCUGCAGGGCUACGAGAGGAAGAACAUCGACCUCACAGCCAUCAUUUCAGACCUGCGCAGCCGGAUCGAACAUCAGGGGGACAAGCUGGAGAUGGCGAGAGAGAAACAUCAGGCUUCCCAGAAGGAAAAUAAACAACUGAGUCAGAAGGUGGAUGAACUGGAGAGGAAACUGGAAGCCACCAGCGCCCAGAAUGUGGAGUUCCUACAGGUGAUUGCCAAGAGAGAGGAGGCAAUUCACCAGGCUCAGCUGCGGCUGGAGGAGAAAACAAGGGAGUGUGGGUCCUUGGCAAGGCAGUUGGAGAGUGCGAUUGAAGAUGCCAGACGACAGGUGGAGCAAACCAAGGAACAGGCGCUCUCCAAGGAACGAGUAGCCCAGAGCAAAAUCCUGGACCUUGAGACCCAGCUGAGCAGGACCAAGACAGAACUUGGCCAGCUUCGGCGGACUCGUGAUGAUGCGGAUCGCAGAUACCAGAGCCGGGUGCAGGAUCUGAAAGAUCGCCUGGAGCAGUCUGAGAGCACCAACCGAAGCAUGCAGAAUUAUGUCCAAUUCCUCAAGUCUUCUUAUGCAAAUGUGUUUGGGGAUGGUCCCUAUACAUCCUCCUACCUGACGAGCUCACCCAUCCGCUCCCGGUCUCCCCCGGCCUGAAGCCAGGUGUCCAGGGUAUGAAGCCCUUGCCUGAUGCCUGACAACUGUGUAGCAAACCAUAGCUGGCAAGCCCACUGGAUUUCAAAUGUGCUGAGAGUCUGUUCCUCAACUAAUGCCAGGAAGGUCCCUAGAGCAGCCAGGGAUGAAUCGGGAAGAAUCUGGCCAUCUUUCCUCAUCUGGGAACCUGGUGGAAUUCUCUAAUGAUCCUCACAGCCUUAGAUGUGCCACAUUACGUACCAGAUUUUUAAAUUCCUGUGACUUCCCAGAGUCUGCCCCUUUCCUCAGGGAAUGUUUGCACGGACUCCUUCCAGCCCUCCUUUUCAGGCAUUGCUGUCUUGCGUUUCUUUGAGCUUAAGUUGCAGGAGUCCUUCUCUGACUCAAUGCCUACAUUGCCUUUUCUUACCUUUUUAUUUAUUUUUUAUUUUAUUUUUUAAUAAAAGUAGAACUUUAUUUGUAUCAAGAAAUAGUGAAAACUAUUUAAUAGUAAAUUAGUAUCCGAGUCUAUUUU
Mastomys coucha (southern multimammate mouse) is the source of this 3167-nucleotide messenger RNA. It is a transcript of the gene Odf2, whose product is annotated as outer dense fiber of sperm tails 2. The transcript has 20 exons. Gene Ontology annotation, cellular component: centrosome. The record is from RefSeq and is a predicted model, not a curated record. Bases 35 to 2659 code for a protein of 874 amino acids. Gene Ontology annotation, biological process: regulation of cilium assembly. NCBI's taxonomy places the organism in Eukaryota, Metazoa, Chordata, Mammalia, Rodentia, Muridae.